Messenger RNA from Bipolaris zeicola 26-R-13, 1338 nucleotides. RefSeq lists its product as uncharacterized. NCBI's taxonomy places the organism in Eukaryota, Fungi, Ascomycota, Dothideomycetes, Pleosporales, Pleosporaceae. The transcript has 5 exons. The record is from RefSeq and is a predicted model, not a curated record. The coding region runs from base 1 to 1338 and encodes 445 amino acids. Gene Ontology annotation, molecular function: protein binding.
AUGGAUCCGCUCUCAGUGACUGCAAGUAUCCUGACCCUUAUCACGGUCGCGGGGUCGAUUAUACAGCAUCUAGACCACAUGAAAUCUCGCAUGGAUCCUCAGGCUGAAUUCAUCGCAAUUUUGAAUACUUUAACGGAUCUACAAACGACUCUGACCGUGGUGCGUGAUGAAGAUGAUGCGUUGAGGAAUAGCAAGACACCGGCGGCAAGGCUGGCCUACAACACCUUACCCGAAACAAUUGGGAAACUGGAAACGUACUUGGACCAACUGACUCAGUUCGCCCAUGCAAAUCUGUUGAGGAAUGGAAAGGGCUUGUCUCGCCUUGGGCUGAGUACACGACGAAAGAAAGAGUUGGCAGAGAUUCGAGAAAAGAUUUCAGAUGCGCAUCGGAAUUUGCAAUUAGUUCUCCUUUCAGUAAACCUUCGCCGGAACCGGGAGUUGUUGUCAAGGAUCGAGGAGGUUGCAAUUGUGCACAGCAAAAACCAUGCUGAGACUUCUGCCUCGCUGAACCGCAUAUCUGACCAACUAAAAUCAGUCAGAAUUCAUGAAGAAAAUGACUUGGAAACCUACCAAUGUCCUCAAGAAAAUAUCAGAUCCAUUCUGGUACAGUCAGUGUACGACAACAGUAAUGAACCAUCGACUCAACUUCGCAUAACAACCAACUUGCCUACGAAAGCGUGUGAAUGGAUUUGCAAUUGCCAAUGCCACGUCCGAACCCAAUAUCAAACUCCACAAUGGCUUUCAGCAACUAUCGGUACGCUAUUCUACUCUUCUACAAGCACGCCCUCACUGGAUGUUCGGCCCUGCAAUGUUCCGUCUUGCUCACGAUCUCAUCCCUCAUCGUCAUCUAGAGUAACAUAUUACUUCCCUACCUGGAUGCUGCGUACCGCCCUGGUAUUCUCCACGUGGAGUAAUCCCAAAGGCAAAAACUCUUCAUGGGUCGUCAAAGUGCUGAGGGAAAUACCAUAUAAUGACCCUGUUUGGAACUAUGUUUAUCAAGGAGAUAUAGAUGCGAUUAAGGGACUUUUGGAGAACCGGGAGGUUUCGCCGUACGAUAUUGCGCCGGAUGGAAGCUCUAUCUUGCAUUGGGCAAGGAAUGACUGGCAUCUCGAAAUCUGUUCAUUCCUCACAGCCAUGGGAGCAGAUUGGGAUUUUAAGGACAGAUCGGGAAGAUCAGCAUCCGACACAGCGUGGGCUGAAAUUCUACUAAAUCGCAGAUACAAUGCCGGUGUGGUCAAACUACGCGACCUUAUCUGGCCAGAAGAUUCUUACGAUCUACAUCUCAGCCCCCUCCAUCGCAUAAUAGGCGGGUUAUCCGCUGUGGAUCUCGAAUCGUAA